GGAGUUUAUGCCUGAUAUGUGGGAGAAAAAAACGGUCAAUUUGACUGUUUUGUAGAAGCUCUCAGGAAAAUUGUACUAAAUGGUUCAUUUGCAUAGAGUUUUGUAGCUUUACCAAACCGACAUAGCGGCUAGCCUAGCUAGCAUUAUUUCAUGGCAUCUUUCCAACUCACCUUAUUUGUUGUGAUAUCUACAGCGAUUCAGCAGGUCCAGCUAACAAGCUAGCUCGGGGUUAGCAUAACUAGCUAACUGACGUUCAGUAGGAAACAUAGCGACACAGAGAUAGCUAGGUGAACGUGCCGGGUGCUUGCUAACUUCUCUAAUUUCGUGCGUCCUUGCGAUUUAAUCGAAAUAGUUUCUCUGACGAACUUUUUUCUAGUCAACAAACAAUGCAUUUCUACAACAAGACUAAUGUUUAUUCCAUGAAUUUGACAAGAAGAUAGCUAGCUAACUUUGCUGGCUAACACCGCCUGGCUAGCUUCAGCUUGCUCGUUAUUGGUAACGUUACUCUUUGUUUUGACAAAGGACUUGACAUUUUUUUCUUCCAUAUUUGGAAUAUUCCUGGGCCAUGUCUCCCCAGAAGCACGGUUCUUCUGACGGCGGCAACAACGUAUCGGGUCCCGCUGUGGGAUACGUUGGCACCGGUGGCGGCAGAGCGAACGGCCGUGUCUACCACCACCAGACAACUGCAGUUGUGAUGCCCGCAGCCAAGAAGCCGAAAAUGGAACUGGUUCAAGCCGAUCAUGAGUUGUUCUUGCAGGCAUUUGAAAAACCGACCCAGAUCUACAGGUUUCUCAGAACAAGGAACUUGAUAGCGCCCAUAUUUCUGAACAGAACCCUCACCUACAUGUCCCACAGAAACUCCAGAACAAACGCCAAACGGAAGUCCUCCAGGGUGGAUCACCUGCUGUACAGAGUGGAGAAGAAGAGGGCUGAGCAGAAGGCACACAGCCUGGCUUCACACCUGCAACUCACCUUCACUGGGUUCUUUCAUAAAGUCGAGAAAUCAUCAGUAGCCUCAGAGAAUGAGCAGAACUCUGUUUCUCUAGAGGUGCUGCUGGUUAAAGUCUGUCACAAGAAGAGGAAGGAUGUGAGCUGUCCAGUGAAGCAGGUUCCCACAGGGAAGAAACAGGUGCCCCUGAACCCAGACAGCAGCACUCCCAGCAGCCAGCCCAAGCCGGGCUCCUGUCCUUCUCUGGUGGUGUCCAGUAGUGAGUUUGAUGCCAGCAACGGCCACACGGUUAAGUCCUACUCCCUGUUGUUCAGAGUGUCUGGACCAGGCAGGACGCAGCACAACGGACUGGUCAAUGGACAGACCAAUGAGAAUAUAGAGGAUGUGUGUAACAGGAAGAAGAGAAGCUCUACCGUCAGACAGGAAGAAGUGGGAGAAACAACGUUCGUAGCUCAGAUGACUGUGUUUGAUAAGAACAGGCGUCUGCAGUUGUUAGAUGGAGAGUAUGAGGUGUCUAUGCAGCAGAUGGUGGAAUGUCCUGUCAACAAGAAGAGAGCCACCUGGGAAACGAACCUGGAUGGAAAGCUCCUCCCUCCGUUUGAGACGUUCUCCAAGGGUCCUACUCUCCAGUUCACACUGCGUUGGACAGGCGAGCCCAGUGACAGGUCGACGGCCCCUUUGGCCAAACCCUCAGGUGACGCUAGCAGCCUGACCUCCGACCCUAAGCCCUGCUCCCUCAGACCCACUCAGACCGUAGCUGUGAAAGACUCCUUCAGCAGUACAGAGUUUCAGAUGAGACAGGAACACACACUUGAGGAACCAAGUGACAAUCUACGCAUAUUCUACCAGUUCCUGUAUAACCACAACACACAGCAGCAGACUGGGCCCAGGCUAGAGAUGACCUCCACUUGUCCCUGGUGCACUCUGAACUGUAGGAGACUUUCACAUCUCCUCAAACUGGCCCACAGCAGAUUCAUCUUCAACUAUGUGCCCCACCCUAAAGGAGCGAGGAUAGACGUGUCGAUUAAUGAGCGUUACGACGGGGCGCACGCUGGGAAUCCUCGGGAUAUUCACAGUCAGCCCGGCUUCGCCUUCAGCAGGAACGGACCCGUCAAGAGAUCCCCCGUCACACACAUCCUCGUCUGCAGACCGAAGCGUCUCCUCCCCCCCAGUCUGUGUGAGUUCCUGGAGGCUGAUGGAGGAGAGGGAGACCAGCAGAGAAUCAUCCCUGGUCACAACCGCCUCUACUUCCGCUCAGACAGCUGUACCCCCAAAACACCCCAGGAGGUAGAUCACGACAGUGAGGAUGAGACGGACCCCUUCUGGCUCCGAGAGAGGACCAUCAUGCAAAUCCAGGAGUUUACAGACGUGAACGAUGGAGAGAAGGAGGUGAUGAAACUAUGGAACCUUCACGUUAUGAAGUGUGGCUACAUAGCAGAUAACCAGAUGAACGGAGCCUGUCUGGCGUUUGUGGAAGGUUGCGGUGCGUACAUUGCCAGGAAGAACCUCUGUAGGAACUUCCUGUUACACCUGGUCAGCAUGCAUGACUUUAAACUGGUUACCACGACAACCAUCAACCAGGCCAUGACACGCCUCCGACACAUCCAGCAGACCCAGCGGCAGGAAGGAGGAGAGUGUUUGGUGACAGCGCUGGAGUCUCCGUCUGGGCUGCAACCCGACUAUGCCACAUGUAAUGACGACCACGCGGAUGGUAAGAGUAACCACGGUAAUGGCCGCACGAAUGGAAACGGCGAUGGCGAUGAAGCUGGUAGUUCUGUUGCUGUGGAAACGUCCAGGCCGAGCAAGAGGCAUAAGUUGUGAGGUACCCUCCGGCCCUCUCCUGGAGGAGUGAUGAGUAACUAAAAUGAUGCCCGGUGAUUGGCUGAGUGGAGGGUGAAAGAGGGUGUGUUGGUGGUGAUUGGAGGGAAUAAUAAGAGAGACUCAUGAUGACAUCAUUCCAAACAAGCACUGGGUGUUGGGUUUACCGUAUAGAGGUGGUGGGCCAGAAUCAUUUAAGUCAAUUUGGACACACACAUAAAUACACACACACACACACAGACACACACAGUCCCACUGGUUAUAGCAGGGAAACCUUGGUCUAGUUUUUCCCCAUGUCUGGUUAUUCAGUCUUGCUUUGAUGUCAUGAGACUGACGUUACAGUGACCAUGAGGUCUGUAAACGCAUCACUUUAGCAAUAACUUAGUCCCAACUGGCACCAUAUUCCUUUAUACUAGUGUGCACUACUUUUUACCAGGCCCUGCUAUAGACUAGGGGAUAUAUUUGUACAUCAAGCUGUCUGCUAUGGAUUCGCAUUCUGUCCAGGGGGUGUAUUUGUACAUCAAGCUGUCUGCUAUAGACAAGGGGGUGUACUUGUACAUCAAGCUGUCUGCUAUAGACAAGGGGGUGUACUUGUACAUCAAGCUGUCUGCUAUUGACAAGGAGGUGUACUUGUACAUCAAGCUGUCUGCUAUAGACUAGCAUUCUGUCCAGGAGGUGUACUUGUACAUCAAGCUGUCUGCUAUAGACUAGCAUUCUGUCCAGGAGGUGUACUUGUACAUCAAGCUGUCUGCUAUAGACUAGCAUUCUGUCCAGGAGGUGUACUUGUACAUCAAGCUGUCUGCUAUAGACUAGCAUUCUGUCCAGGAGGUGUACUUGUACAUCAUGCUGUCUGCUAUAGACUAGCAUUCUGUCCAGGAGGUGUACUUGUACAUCAUGCUGUCUGCUAUAGACUAGCAUUCUGUCCAGGAGGUGUACUUGUACAUCAUGCUGUCUGCUAUAGACUAGCAUUCUGUCCAGGAGGUGUACUUGUACAUCAUGCUGUCUGCUAUAGACUAGCAUUCUGUCCAGGAGGUGUACUUGUACAUCAUGCUGUCUGCUAUAGACUAGCAUUCUGUCCAGGAGUGGUACUUGUACAUCAAGCUGCCUCACUACAGAAGCAGGAGCUCCUGCCCUCUGGGCCGUUCUGGCUGUUACAAGGCUUUAGUACUUUAGGCCGAGGCCCAUAGGGUCCUAUAUAGAUCAGUGGUUCCCAAACUGUUUCACUCAGGUCCCUCUUCCAGCAUUGGGGAACAUCCAUUUCUAUGGGCACAAGUUCAUGACACAAACGGUUCACACCCCUAAAAUGUUGCAGAUUUGAAAGCUUAUUUCCUAUACAUUUUGCCAUGUCUAAUGUGUUUUCUUGUGAUAUUUGAGUGACAAAAAAAAAUGAAUGUCUAUGAGCUAAAAAAAAAACAACGUUAGCUGACAUUUCUGACCGGUUAUAAAUAUCUCUCUAAGAAAUGUAAUGACUGACAUGACAAAGAGGAACUGAUGAUGCAAUAACCAGUUUCUACACGUCGCCUUGUGUGUUCUACUAUUACAGCUUUCAAGAGUCAGUUGAAAGCUGGACUGAGUUCUCCCUAGGGGGCCGCGCCCCACAGUUUGGGAACCGCUGAUAUAUGGAAUAGGAUACCAUCAGUGCAGUGUCCAUCCUCACUGGUUCAUCAGUGCAGUGUCCGUCCUCACUGGUUCAUCAGUGCAGUGUCCGUCCUCACUGGUUCAUCAGUGCAGUGUCCGUCCUCACUGGUUCAUCAGUGCAGUGUCCGUCCUCACUGGUUCAUCAGUGCAGUGUCCCUCCUCACUGGUUCAUCAGUGCAGUGUCCGUCCUCACUGGUUCAUCAGUGCAGUGUCCGUCCUCACUGGUUCAUCAGUGCAGUGUCCGUCCUCACUGGUUCAUCAGUGCAGUGUCCGUCCUCACUGGUUCAUCAGUGCAGUGUCCGUCCUCACUGGUUCAUCAGUGCAGUGUCCGUCCUCACUGGUUCAUCGGUGCAGUGUCCGACCUCACUGGUUCAUCGGUGCAGUGUCCGACCUCACUGGUUCAUCGGUGCAGUGUCCGACCUCACUGGUUCAUCGGUGCAGUGUCCGUCCUCACUGGUUCAUCGGUGCAGCGUCCGUCCUCACUGGUUCAUCGGUGCAGCGUCCGUCCUCACUGGUUCAUCAGUGCAGUGUCCGUCCUCACUGGUUCAUCGGUGCAGCGUCCGUCCUCACUGGUUCAUCAGUGCAGUGUCCGUCCUCACUGGUUCAUCAGUGCAGUGUCCGUCCUCACUGGUUCAUCGGCGCAGUGUCCGUCCUCACUGGUUCAUCGGCGCAGUGUCCGACCUCACUGGUUCAUCGGCGCAGUGUCCGUCCUCACUGGUUCAUCAGCGCAGUGUCCGUCCUCACUGGUUCAUCAGUGCAGUGUCCCUCCUCACUGGUUCAUCGGUGCAGUGUCCGUCCUCACGUGUCCGUCCUACUUUAGCCCCCGUCUUGUCUCAGGUGCCUGUUUGAGACAGACUUGGGUGUCUGUGCACUAGACAGGAAAUAGGGUGUCAUUUGGGAUAUUUGCUUUGGGACAAACUCGUUUAUAUAUAUAUAUAUAGUAUAGAGACGAACCGAAAAGACUUGGGUCGUCUUCACUUUAAUUUUUUUUUUUUUUACCUUUAUUUAACCAGGCAAGUCAGUUAAGAACAAAUUCUUAUUUUCAAUGAUGGCCUAGGAACAGUGGGUUAACUGGCCUAGGAACAGUGGGUUAACUGCCUGUUGUAAGUCGCUCUGGAUAAGAGCGUCUGCUAAAUGACUUAAAUGUAAAUGCAAAUGAUCAGGGGCAGAAGGACAGAUUUGUACCUUGUCAGCUCGGGGGUUUGAACUUGCAACCUUCCGGCUACUAGUCCAACGCUCUAACCACUAGGCUACACUAGGCUACCCUGCCGCCCACUUGGGACGGACUACCUGAACAAUAUAAACAUUUGUUGUCGUUUUCUUGUGCUAAACGUUUUUGCUACAGUGUGCACUAAUGAAUACAACCCUGAUGACGGCCAGACUCUGCUGUAUUGUUGUUGUUUUUUUACAAGGGGAAUGGUUGGUUGUAUGAUGAUGCAUUCUGAAUUUGAACAUUUGAUUGUUAUGUUUAUUACUAUGGGGGCCAUUUUGAGGCUGAACUUGAGGGACGUUACGCUGGUCUGAAGUCCAGCUCUUAGAAACAGUGUUGUUGGACUAGAAGGUGUCUGGCUCAGGGUAGAAACGUCACAUCCUAAACUAAAUGUUUAUUGCUGUCAGACCUCUGUUUAAAUACUAUUUGGAGUCUUUAAUGUUUGCUCUAGCCUGCCUGGAGUGCUGGAUGGGAGGGGAGUUGCAGUUUUGGGACUGGUCUUUAGGUCCAUUUAAGCCAGGCAAAGCUCAAUCAAGCACAGAUCGAGUAUUUGAACUCAGGUCUGGUUAGCACUCAAGUCAGUCACAGGAUCCAAUGGUGCUACUAGACGAUUCAGGCCCUCAGCGAGCACAGAUCACAGUCAUCUGUAACCUUUUUGAGGUCAUUAGGUCAAGGUUCAGUUACACUGUAUGACCACAUUCAUCAUCAAGCUGAAACCGUGCAGCACCCACAUCCACUCACUGCUUUUGGGCAGCGUCCCGAAUGGCAUACUACUUUUGACCAGGGUCCACAGGGUAGUGCACUACUCAUAGGGAAUAGGGUGCCAUUUGGGACGUACUCUUACUUAUGUUGGAGUAAUUUGGCACGGUCAGUGUCGACGUCUUCAGAAAGGUGACCUGCUGGACAUCAACUGUAGUAAGUAUUACAGUGGAGAGUUAAAUGUUGUUGUUGAGUUUCCUGGCCAAAGGGAGUUGGAUCUGCUGCAGAUGUUCUACUGUGUUCCUCACCUGUGAAACUGUCCCAAUUAGCAUCUUAAUUCCUAUAUAUAUAUAGAUAUAGAGAUAUAGAUAGUGUACCAUAGGGCCCUGGUCAAAAGUAGCAUGGACCACAGGAGGUUGGUGGCAGCUUUAAUUGGGGAGGACGGGCCCUGGUCAAAAGUAGCAUGGACCACAGGAGGUUGGUGGCAGCUUUCAUUGGGGAGGACGGGCCCUGGUCAAAAGUAGCAUGGACCACAGGAGGUUGGUGGCAGCUUUAAUUGGGGAGGACGGGCCCUGGUCAUGGCUGGAGCGGAAUGGUAUCUAACAUGUGAUUGUGUUUGAUGCCGUUAUGAGCCGUCCUCCCCUCAGCAGCCUCCACUGGUAUGGGCCCUGGUCAACAGGAGUGCACUAUAUAGGAAAUAGGGUGUUAUUGCAGGUGCCUCCUUUGCUUCUCCAGUGAUGGGGUGGAUCUUUCCAGGUGUGAACUUGAAUUGCAAUCAAUCAGGACCCAAACAAAGGAAGCUGUUCCUACGAUCUGUAGCUGUGUGCAGUAUGUUGACUAGGGUCAUGUUCAUUUGUCACAAAACGUUAGAAAGCACUCACAACGAGGGAGUUGGAGGUACUAUCUGUACGAAUCCAAUAAAACACUUAUCUUCUGUUGCAAAAUGUUUUGCUACAGUGCGCCUCAGUGAACAUGACCCAGGUUUGUGUGUAUAUACACCUCACUUCAGGGAAAAAAGAGCAACAUUUUGCUCUAGCGAACCCAGAUAAGAAAAUGCAAAAGAAAAACAGGACUUUAUUCACCAACAUCCUAAAACCAGCUGGACGUUGGAAUGUAGUAAUCAAGGAGUCAUAGAAAAUGUUUUCUAUUUAAAAGAAUAAAGAUGUUUUGUACUAUUACCA
This is a messenger RNA of Oncorhynchus masou masou (cherry salmon), 7495 nucleotides long. Its product is annotated as polycomb protein suz12-A-like. The transcript has 17 exons. The record is from RefSeq and is a predicted model, not a curated record. Gene Ontology annotation, cellular component: ESC/E(Z) complex; nucleus; RSC-type complex. The coding region runs from base 566 to 2770 and encodes 734 amino acids. Gene Ontology annotation, molecular function: chromatin DNA binding. Lineage: Eukaryota; Metazoa; Chordata; Actinopteri; Salmoniformes; Salmonidae.